Messenger RNA from Penaeus vannamei (Pacific white shrimp), 2715 nucleotides. Lineage: Eukaryota; Metazoa; Arthropoda; Malacostraca; Decapoda; Penaeidae. The record is from RefSeq and is a predicted model, not a curated record.
AUGGGUAACAAGCAGAACAAGGCGACGCCGAGUCCUAUGCUGAAGGUGGAGUCCCGAGCCCUGUCCUGCUUCGACGAACAGGAGCGCCCCCGCAAGGGCAUCCCGCGCCGCAUCGGCAACGUUCUCCUCACGCGAUGGAUCGAGCUCAAGCGCCGCGAGAAGGCCGUGCUGGAGAAGGCGCGGCGGGCGGUGACUAACGGCCACGCCCCGCCGUCCAUCCUCGAGGAGUUCGAGAACGACCUGAAGGAGGAGGAGAGCCAGCACCGCGUCAAGUACCACCCGAGGCUCUUGGCCAAUAUCCUGGUGAGGAAGGCGAAGCCGCGGCCGAGGAGUCGCGCCAGGCUGAGGGUGCCCAAGCUGACCACGACGGCGGCGCGCAGGAUCCACCAGUCGUUCCUGCGGAGGGACCGGGAGAGGCAGCGGGAGGAGCAGGAGCGGAGGGAGGCGUCGGAGAGGACGCGGUCCCGAGUCAGCCUGAGGCAGCAGGCGUGGACGGACACCAUGCCGCGCAAGGCCGCGUCCUCGGCGACCUCCCGCGCGACGCAGACGAUCGCGCAGCCGCUGCCCUUCAGCAGGGACAUCAGCCUGCGCUCCUUCCGCACGGCAGAGUCCUCCGGGAUUGGCAUGUCUCGCGCCUCCUCCAUGACCUCUAUCGCGAGCUCGAGGCCGAGGGCGCUGUACACGCGGGAGAGGCAGAAGGCAGUACGAAACCUGCUGUUUUCAAAUCAAGGUAGACAUAGUGUGAAGACACGCCGGUCUAACAGGUCCCACAUCGCCACAGCUUACAAACAGGUAACAAAGAGUGGUAUUUGUGUCCAAGAAGCGCACACUGCCCGUAGGACUGCAGCAGCACGCUCGCUCACACGCGCUAAGAACCGCUGUGCCGCCACGGUCCAGCAGGCAGGCUACUCCCUUCCGGAGGGAGAUGGGGGCAGACACGACCAGCAGGAGCGAAGCAGCAGGCUCGAGAAGGGGGAAGCCAUCACCAGGAGCAGGUCGUCGCAGAGCAGGCGGGAGAGGAUAGUAGCACAGAGGCGUAACCUCCGCAAGCAGAAAAUGCAUUCGUCGACGCCGCAGCUGCCUCGAGGCGAGUCGAGGCGGGGCGAGAGGGAGGAGCGUCCUCGAGGAAGUCUGGACUCCUCGCGGCUCAUUCAAGACCAAGGGACGUCGAGGAGGAAGACCGGCUCGGAAUCCUCCCGGAACGCAGGACUUCAGCAAGACAGAGCAAGAGAGGUGGGAGAGAGAACGCCUCGGCGACGACCCUCUGCCCAGCAGCCAACACCAGAGGAGGACGAAGCGCCGUCCUCAAGGCGGGGACGAGAAAGCUCGCAGAACCAAGAAAGCGGAAAAGACGAACAGAAAGGGCUAGCGUUUCCCAAGCUGAAGACCAUCAGUUACCAAGCCUACUGGCGGAAGAGAGCCAUGGCGAAUCGAGCGCUGACCAAGGGCAAAGAUGACACGGCAAAAUUCCGCUUGCCCAAAGGAAGCAUCACGAAGCAGCAAGAAGGUGAACCGGACCGGAACUCUUCUCCAGAACCCAAUGGCAGCGGGAGGAAAACCGUCCGUCAGCAGAUCCGCGAAAGACGAGAGCAAACGCCGACGACGCAAAAGGCAAGCGCAGGAACGUCAGUCAGUCAGUGGCAGGAAGAGCUCAGCACAAGGAGAGACAGCGUGUCCUCGGAUAAGCGGCCGCCAUAUUCCUUCUGCCAGCGAGGAAAGCGAUUCCGGGACGUGGCGGAGGAAUUCCUUCAGGCAGGCAGAGGGGCUCGGAAUUCCCGGAAGGUCGAGAUGAACGAACUGCCAAAGAUCAGCCAACAAAUAAGACGGGUCAGCAACGCAAGCCAACAGAGGGACAAUCCGGUAGAUCAAGAGAAGGCAAGAGUUGUUGCUUCUUCCAGUGACAGCGGAGAACACACGACGAAGCACAAAUACGUCCAGAGCACUGGUGAAGUAUUUUCUGGGAAUACAAAACCAGACCAAAACUACAAUCAACAAACUCAUUUCCAUUCAGAUGAGCGAAAAGAAGCCACCAACCUCAAAGACGAAAACGUUGCCUCCAAACAAAGACAGCAUCGUAGCACAUCCUACCAAAGGGAAAGGACAGAAGACUAUCCCCCUUCGGACGCCCAGCCUGGUCCCUCGAAGGAAACCACGACUUACUCGGUCAGGGGGGAAAGCGUCAGGCAUUCUCAGAGUCAAACAUCCACAGAAAAUGCACGACAGAGCGGAAACUACCGUGAGGAAAGCCAAGGAACGUCUCGCCAGAUCACGAAACACGAAUGCAUACGGAACGAAGAAUCCCGAGGAGAUACUGAGCAUACAGGGCAGUCCUCCUACCGUGACGAUGUGCACGGGAGGCAGUCUCAUAACCAAGGGCCUAACAGACAAGCCAUUGAUCGGGAACAGGUACAGGUUGAACCAGUCAUUAAUGAUAAUCAUGCGAGUCCCGGUCUGACCCUCAGUCAUGAUCGUAGACUCAUAAAAUAUUCCGGUGGCCAUGAUCGAAAUCAUGAGCCUAUUGGUAAUCACCUCGACUAUGAACACGACAAUAAACAAACGGGGCCGACCCGAGGCCACGGAAUAGACAGAGGACACAAUACACACCCUCACAUCCGUGAACACGACCAGAAACAUUUUGGAGAAUCUACUGCCUAUGAAAUACCCAGACAGGAAAUGCCGUCCAUAGCGAGCACCCGACGCCACAUGGAAAAAUAA